This is a messenger RNA of Bactrocera dorsalis (oriental fruit fly), 892 nucleotides long. RefSeq names its product EEF1A lysine methyltransferase 2. NCBI's taxonomy places the organism in Eukaryota, Metazoa, Arthropoda, Insecta, Diptera, Tephritidae. The record is from RefSeq and is a predicted model, not a curated record. Bases 174 to 830 code for a protein of 218 amino acids. Gene Ontology annotation, biological process: peptidyl-lysine dimethylation; peptidyl-lysine monomethylation. Gene Ontology annotation, molecular function: protein-lysine N-methyltransferase activity. Gene Ontology annotation, cellular component: cytoplasm. The transcript has a single exon.
UAAUAAAAUUAUUACGUACCGGCCAUUAUACAUUUUGCAAGUGUGUAAAUUUGUAAAUAAAUAUAGUGCACGUGCAUAAACAUUGCAUUUUAUAAAUAAUAGCAGUUACUUUAACUUACAACUUUGCAUAUGUACAUAUAUAAAAUCACAUACUCAUAAAUUAAUUUUAUAAAAUGUCUGUGGAAGAGCUAGAAGGAUCUGAACUUGGUACCAAAAACUACUGGGAUAACAGCUAUGACCAAGAAAUUGCUAAUUAUAAAAAUCAUGGAGACGUGGGUACAAUUUGGUUUGACGAAGAUUCUCAAAUUCGUAUCAUAAAUUGGAUAUUGAAGCAAGAUACAUUGAGUAAUGAUGUAAAUAUUGUGGAUAUGGGCUGUGGCAAUGGUAUGCUCUUAAUAGAACUAGCUCGUGAAGGUUUUUCCAAUUUACUUGGUGUGGACUACUCGGAAGGCGCUAUUGAAUUAGCUAAGCAAAUAGCCAAAGAUCAAGAGUUAAACAUUCGUUAUCAAGUUGUAGAUUUGUUGAAUACGGAACUCUGCCAGCAAGAACUCGGAACUUUCGGAAUCGUUCAUGACAAAGGCACCUAUGAUGCCGUCAGCUUAUGUCCAGACAAUCCAAAAGAAAAACGUGACACAUAUCUUAAUACAGUUCAUAGCAUUAUGGAUGAGAACAGCUUAUUUAUUUUAACGUCUUGCAAUUGGACGGAAGAUGAGCUCUUAAUUAGUUUAGGAGAUAAGUUCCUUAAGAAAUGUUCAAUUCCGACACCUACUUUCAAAUUCGGUGGCAAAAUCGGUAGUGUAGUCACUUCCAUAGUCUUUACAAAAAAGUAGAUUUACAUAUACUUUUAAAUAACGAUAUUUUAACAUAAUAAUAAAAAUAAUUAAAAGUGAAA